AUGGAAGGUUACACGACGUCUGCCCCGGUAGACUGCACCAAAGAACUUGAUACAGGCAGCUUGAAGGGAAAAACAGUCAUUGUGACUGGAGGUGCGAAUGGAAUCGGAGAAGCAUACGUAAGAGCGCUUUCCGCCGAAGGAGUCAAUGUGUGCAUCGGAGACUUCGACGAAAAUCGGGGUGAGAAGAUUGCGUCGGAAUUGAAGAAUGCAAAGUUUGUAAAAUGUGACGUCUCAAACUGGCAAGAUCAGGCUCGCAUGUUCGCUGAAGCUGCAUCUUUCACCGGUAAGGUCGACUUUGUCGUAGCCAACGCGGGUAUCUGCCCUGAAGAUGAGAUUUUUGCCUUCGAAGAUCAGGAACCCAAAGAACCAAAUUUGAAAGCUGUUGAUGUCAAUCUCAAAGGAGCACUCUAUAGUACCAAACUUGCACUCCACUACUUCAUCAAGCAAAACGGAGAGAAACAAUCGCCGCGCCAGGAAGACACAUGUCUGGUAUUGAUUGGCUCUGGUGCCGCAUUCCUUGAUGUUCCUCGAGGACCUGUAUAUCCAGCAACAAAGUUUGGCGUGAGAGGUAUCAUGCAUUCUCUUCGGAGAACAGCACAUUAUCACGGCAGUCGGAUUAAUGUUAUCUCCCCAUGGUAUGUCAGGACAGCGAUACUGCCAGAAGAAGCUUUCGAGCACGUCAAAUCGGUUGGCGUAGAAUUUGCAACAACAGAGGAUGCAAGAACUACCCUCUUGCGGAUUUUGUCUGACAAAUCAAUCAAUGGCAAAUCUCUGUUCCUCUCACCAAGAAAAUGGGCACCAAAAGGAUAUCUGGACCUGGAUAUUGACGAUUUUCCUGGGAAUGACCUGCUUCAGGAGAUCCAAACAGAUCAAAUGAAACCAGCUCCCCCGGAGAAGGGCUUGUUCUUGUCAUAA
This is a messenger RNA of Glarea lozoyensis ATCC 20868, 915 nucleotides long. RefSeq names its product NAD(P)-binding Rossmann-fold containing protein. Lineage: Eukaryota; Fungi; Ascomycota; Leotiomycetes; Helotiales; Helotiaceae. The record is from RefSeq and is a predicted model, not a curated record. The transcript is spliced from 6 exons. Gene Ontology annotation, molecular function: oxidoreductase activity. Bases 1 to 915 code for a protein of 304 amino acids.